Apis florea (little honeybee) is the source of this 3246-nucleotide messenger RNA. It is a transcript of the gene metro, whose product is annotated as membrane palmitoylated protein 7-like protein metro. The record is from RefSeq and is a predicted model, not a curated record. NCBI's taxonomy places the organism in Eukaryota, Metazoa, Arthropoda, Insecta, Hymenoptera, Apidae. Gene Ontology annotation, molecular function: protein binding.
CAAGAAGACCAACAAAUGUGAUAUAGAAGCAAUAUAUCGAAAAACAGACUAGAAAUACAUGCUAUUUAUAGAGGGAUGGUGAAUUGGUUAUGCCACUGAAAGGGCAAGGGAGAGGGAGAAAUCUCUAGCUUCGAAAGCGAAGAAACAGUGCUGCCUUUAAAGAUGGCCUCCGAUGACAACGUGCCGUGUCGCGUCUAUGCCAAAAAAUGCUCGAAAACCCUUAUCGAGCCGUGAAUAUUGGUUAAAUCGAAUUGUACAGUGAUUGUGGAGAUAUUCUAUACGAUUGUUCGGUAACGAUAGGAAAAAAUGUUUGGUGUAUCACAGUGUUUAAUUAACUGAAAAGCAAAAAGAUUGACGAGAUGCGAGAUCGGAUCAAUCUAGUGGUAGUCAUUCUACCCCGUGUCGAGUGACAGUAGCUUACGUAACGGAUUAUUCUCGCUAUGAUAACGAUACUCCAGCCACGAAUGCGAAACAAGAAACUGUUUUACCCGGUUAUUCGUGGCGCUGCGCACGAAUCUGCUAGAAAUACGCAUCGCGACUGACCUGAUUAUUCUUUGUCGUUUUGAUAUCGUGCCACGCUACUGUUCGAGUGCAUCCUUUUAGUUUCGAAUCCAGCACGCUGGAAAAUAAUAUUGAAGUUCGUUCUGAUGAAUUAUGACAGCAGCGCUCGUCAUGGAAAACAUAAAUUGGGAUCCUGCUUUGUCCAAGCUGUUAAAUUCUCUACAGGAGAACAAGAACGAAAUACCAAGCUGCACCGAAGAGGAAUUCGGAUUUUUAAGCGAGUUGCUACAAUCAAAGGAAUUGAACGCUUUAGUGAAUGUGCAUAAUAAAAUUUUGAACAAUGUCAAGGACGACAAAUUCUUUCCCGUACUCUCCAAUUCUAUGGAUAUCGACAUCGAAGUUUUGGAUCUGUUGUCCACGAAGACUCACGUCUCGAAGGAUUGCAAAGAACUUUUCCAUUUACUUCAGAAACCACACAUACAGGGCUUGUUAUGCGCCCACGACGCAGUUGCCCAAAAAGAUUACUAUCCUCGAUUGCCGGAAAUUCCAUUGGAAGUGGACGAGGAUGAAGAAACCGUGAAGAUAGUGCAAUUGGUGAAAUCGAACGAACCCUUGUGUGGCGCCGGCGUUGAACCGAUCGUGGGGGCGACCAUUAAAACAUGCGAGGUGACCGGCAAGAUCGUGAUAGCACGAAUAAUGCAUGGCGGCGCGGCCGACAGAUCCGGCCUGAUUCACGUUGGGGACGAAGUUUGCGAGGUGAACGGCAUCAGCGUUGAAGAGACUCCGAACUGUGUUCUCAAGAUAUUGCAAAAUUCCGAGGGUACGAUUACGUUUAAAAUAGUGCCUGCCGACAGCAAAGGAGGAAUUCGUGAGAGCAAGGUACGAGUUAGAGCGCAUUUUUCGUACAAAGCUGCCGAGGAUCCGUACAUACCUUGCAAGGAGGCCGGGUUAGAUUUUUCUAAGGGUGACGUGCUUCACAUCGUCAGCCAGGAUGAUGCUUAUUGGUGGCAAGCUAGACGCGAAGGUGAUCGAAAUAUGAGGGCGGGUUUGAUCCCAAGCAGAGCCCUACAGGAGAGACGAAUUAUCCUUGAAAGGCAGCAAAAGGAGAAAACCGACGAUGACAAUAUGAAGAACGACGAUUUCGACCGGGAAGAAAUACCGACCUACGAAGAGGUCGCAAAACUCUAUCCAAGACCGGGUCUCUACCGACCGGUGGUUCUGAUCGGGCCACCCGGUGUCGGAAGGAACGAGCUCAAGAGGCGGCUUAUGGCCACCGACCCCGAUAAGUACAAGACACCUGUCCCCUAUACCUCGAGACAGCCGAGACCGGGCGAAAUUAACGGGAAAGAGUAUCACUUCGUUAACCGUGAAAAGAUGGAGGAGGAGAUCGAGGGUGGCAAGUUUAUAGAAUACGGGGAGUAUAAAGGGAACUUGUACGGUACGAGUUGUGAGAGCGUGAGCUCGUUGAUAAACGCCGGAUACGUGUGUCUAUUGAACCCUCAUUACCAAGCGUUGAAGAUGCUUCGAACUCCGCAGACAAAACCAUACGUGAUAUACAUUAAACCGCCUAGGUUCGAGAUAUUGAAAGAAACGAGGAACGAUGCUAGAGCAAGGUCAACUUUCGACGAGAGCAAUUCUCGGGGUUUCACGGACGAAGAGUUUAGCGAAAUUUUGCAUAGCGCUGCAAGGAUCGAAUUUCUGUACACUCAUCUGUUCGACGAAGUAAUCGUGAACGCCGAUCUUCCUAUUGCGUUUGAACAACUGGUGAACGCUGUUCAUCGGGUUGAAUCGGAACCGCUUUGGGUACCUGCUUCGUGGGUUCAAUAAAUUUUGUUUCGAGCGAAAAAAAAAAUUACGAUCGACGGAUGCUUUUCUUUAAAUUAUUCAAGUUGUACUUUUUCAGUAAACCGCCUGCCUGUUUUCCUCAUCUUCACUUCUAUAGCAUUUCAAAUCGAUAGGUACUCUCCAUGAAGAAUGUCGAUGCCUUUAUACCUAUAUAUAUAUAUAUAUAUAUAUACAUAUAUAUAUUUACAUUUUUGACACGUCGAGAAUUACAAAACUCGAUCCGAUUUACUUUAAACUAUUUUGUUCUUUUCAACGUGAAAUGAAACUCGUUCUUCGUUACAUAAUGGAUAUAUGUGUGUAUUGUAUUUGGAUCGAUAGUGUUUAAGAAGUUCGUAUUUUUACCAAUGAUCUCGUUUUUAAACGUUUAAGUUAACGUUUUAUUCAUCUUUGAUUUUUAACGUAUCGUGCAUUCACAUGCACAACAUUAGAAUUUUUACUGCCACGAAUUAAAAGCAUCUCGUGAUGAAGGAGAAAGCAUUGUUUUCGCGUGUGAAAGAAUUUGAAAGUGUAACGUAAGCACGGGAACCGUGUAAAAAUUCUUGGGUAAAUUUUUGGGAUCAACGAUUAUAAAUGGUACCUCGUUGAGACGAGUGGAAAAGUUGAUGAAUUGAAAUUUUGAAAUGUUAAAUAAUCGUUACUAUACCACUCGUGACCAUUGAUCCCAGUUGUUGAUUGUUGCCAAAUAAGUAUCGUACGUAAAACAUGUGAGAAUCAUCUCACAAGUAUUAUUGUAUUUUCCACCUGAUCAGCAUUGCCACGAUAUUGCUAUUUUUUUCAUAAUUAAAGGGCUGCCAGUAUGAGGAAGAUUUAUGCACGCUAUAUUAUUAGCGUUGCAUCAAAUAGUUCAUCCUCGAUGUAAACUCUCUAUGUUAUCGAAAUAUAGUAUUACACUUUGAGAUA